Phoenix dactylifera (date palm) is the source of this 1534-nucleotide messenger RNA. The record is from RefSeq and is a predicted model, not a curated record. Lineage: Eukaryota; Viridiplantae; Streptophyta; Magnoliopsida; Arecales; Arecaceae.
UGGGGUCUCUCAUCCAACCCACAGGUAUAUGCCUCCCACCUUAGCAGUUACAAGCUGGUGCUCCUUCCAUCGGUCUCCCACAUCACCCAAAAACCAGAUACAACUCGUAUGAUACCCCCAUUUUCCCCCAACUGUUUACUUAGCUUUGUUUGCUAGCCCAUUCUAGCCGUUUGAAGCUUGUCCUUCAAUUGUUGUUUGCUUUGUAUACAUCUUGAAGGUGGGGAGGGCUUUUAAAUACCGCUUCCAUUGGACCAUCUUUUGCAUCCUCUAGAGAAGGAAGGGCCUAUCAAAGAUGAACCCAAUCAGCCCUUCAGGUAGUUGUGGACCUUGUGGUGCUGGCGGUAGUAAUGGAGUUAGCUUGAGUGAUGAUUUGUUGACACAGAUUCUCACAAGGCUUCCUCUGAAGUCCCUGUUUAGAUUCAACUGCGUCUCCAAAGCGUGGUAUGGUCUAAUCUCCGACAACUACCUUAGGACCAAGCUCCCCUUGAUCACCUCCGGCGUGUACUACAGCUACAACUCGAACCUCACCAGGGAGCCAAGAUAUGCGCACACGUCCGAAAAUGGCCUCGAAGACUGUAAUCUUGAUUUCUUUCCUUUCCAUCAUAAUUCAAGCAUCAUCGAUAGCUGCAACGGGUUGCUACUCUACUACUCAUGCUUUCCCUCGAAAUUCCACGUCGUCAACCCCACCGCAAAGAGGUGGGUGGCUCUCCCUGAGCCCAUAAGGAGUAGCCAACUCUCUAUAUUGACCUUUGAUCCCUGCCACUCCCCAAACUACAAGGUCAUCUGCUUCACAAGCUGGCUGGAACAAGGGUCUGAGAUCGAGGUUUUCUCAUCGGAGACCGGGAGGUGGGUCGAGCAUGAGCUGCACUGGGGGCUCAGCACCGAUACCAUGUCGGCCACCAUGCAAUACUUUGAUGGAAUUCUUUACAUAAUUGCGUAUCCGAAACACAUUGUGGCUAUCAAUCUUGCUGAAAUGGAUUGCCAUCUGAUCGAAUUGCCCGAGCCGAUGAAGCGUGAAGGAAGUGUUGGCAAGUCCAGAGGCUCUCUUCAUUACACCCACAACGAUGGCGAACAAAUAAGGAUUUGGAAGCUUAAGGACUUCAAUCUCCAUAAAUGGGUGCUAAAGCAUCGCAUCGACGUUCGAGCAAUCGUGGAACGGAAUUAUAAAAGAAUUCAUUCCAAUGAUUCUCUCGCUGCCCUGUCGGACCAAUUCAAUUUCUUGGCGUUCCAUCCAGAGAAGGAGGUGGUCUACCUAUCUCUUCCCGGAAAGCUCGUCUCCUAUGACCUAAGUAAGAAAAGAAUAGAGGAAGUCUGUGAAUUUGGGAAGGAGAGGGAGAGGGCUCAUUUGAUCCAGAUUUGGUUGUUCCCUUUCUCUCGUUAUAUGUCGGAUUGCCUAGCCAAUGCGUAGUGGUACCUAGGACCUCUCUCUGUUCCAUUAGUUCUCAUCGAUUUGUCUUUCACUUUCGUGGAGCUUCUUCUUGUUACCGUUCCGCUGUUUGUUGUGAAAAAAAAAUAAACAUAAAUUUACCUUCCA